AUGCUCGGCGGCGCAGGCAUGGAUCCCGGCUACAUCCUCAGACACCCCGUCUUCCUCGUCACCUUCAUCGUCGCCAUCCCAGCAUGGAUCAUCGCCUUCGCAGGACAGUGUGCCAUGGAGGCAAAGUUCACAUCUGGCAAUGGGCAUACGCCAGUAGCGGGCACGCAGUGGUUCAAUAUAUGGCUUCAGCUGUACGUCUCUCAACAUAUCCUUGCGUUGACGUCUGAUACUCUGGCUCUACACCGUUUCCAAAUCUCCAUCUUCUUGGCAAUCGCGACUGCCCUCGCCGUCGGUGGCGUGCAGUUCAUCUUCCAGACUGAAGGCCCCUUCAUCGCAUCUGGUGUCGGAUGGCUGCUACUGACCAUCGUCAACCUUAUCUGGAUCCUCUAUCUCACCUCUGAAGAAGACACCCUCAUCUACAACCUCCUCAACUCGCGCGGCAAUGGUGGUCUCUCUACCCACGGCAACAGGCGUAUUGGCGGCGGGAUCGCUAGGCGUGAUUCGGAUGCCUACAGUGGCGGUAUGGGUAACGGCGGCGGCCGGGGAGAGCUCGGUAUGGGCGGUGGCAUGGGUGGGGGCACUGUCGGCAUGGGCACUGGAAUGUCGAGAGGAAUCUCGUCCAACAAUGUGAAUGGGGCUUCGGCAGGAUAUGGAGGUGGUUACGCACCGGCUGCUACGGAUACGACCCCUCAAAAGCAGGGCCCGGCAGCUCGUGAAUACGGAGCUGCUUCUCCAGCGAUGGACGAUCCUUACAAGAGCCGCGCCAAGGCGCUGUACGCGUACUCUGCUUCUGCCGACGACCCCAAUGAGGUAUCAUUCAUGAAGGGCGAUAUCCUUGAUGUUGUGGAUGCUAGUGGAAAGUGGUUCCAGGUUAGGACACCUUCUGGUGCUACAGGUAUUGCGCCUUCAAACUACCUCGCCAUGCUGUGA
Messenger RNA from Cryptococcus wingfieldii CBS 7118, 930 nucleotides. RefSeq names its product SHO1 osmosensor. Bases 1 to 930 code for a protein of 309 amino acids. Gene Ontology annotation, molecular function: protein binding. The record is from RefSeq and is a predicted model, not a curated record. The transcript has 6 exons. NCBI's taxonomy places the organism in Eukaryota, Fungi, Basidiomycota, Tremellomycetes, Tremellales, Cryptococcaceae.